AUGAAUCCUCUAAAUACUCAUCAAAAGUAUUAUGAAAGAAGCCAGCCAAUUAUGGAAGACACUCUGAACGAAGGUAGUGAUUAGGAAUAAGAUCAAGCAAAUAAUUCUUUUGCUUCUGAUAGAUAAAAGCAAAAAAAAUCAAAAAUAGGAACACAGGAUAAAUAAUAAGAAGGUGAAAUAAUAGAUGAAUAAUAAGAAAAUAUUUGCAACAUAUAUUGA
This is a messenger RNA of Tetrahymena thermophila SB210, 219 nucleotides long. RefSeq lists its product as hypothetical. The record is from RefSeq and is a predicted model, not a curated record. NCBI's taxonomy places the organism in Eukaryota, Ciliophora, Oligohymenophorea, Hymenostomatida, Tetrahymenidae. The transcript has 2 exons.